AUGGAGUUUGACACGUUCCCUGCCGCGCAAUACCGCACCAGCGACCCGGCCUCGUUCGCGCACACGUCUGCGCGCGAACGCUGGCCGAUCAUCAUCACGCAGGGUAUCGACGACGUGCACAGGUCAACGUCGGCCGCCACCGACGCCGCAACGGUGCAGGAGGGCAAGGACGUGGUCUCCGAGCUGGCGCGUCUCAAGUACGAGCUGCAGCACGACCGCGAGCUGACGUCCAUCCCGGACGACGGCGAGCCGGACGUGGCCGCGUACAACGACGAGCUGGCGACGCGGGGCGUCUGCAGGUGGCACAGCGUGCCGUGGCUGUAUGCCGAGUGCUAUCUGUACCGACGCAUAUCCGCCGUGUUCAAGCGAACCCAACACUGGCGCAACUACGACAUCUUCGCGCGCCAGAAAAUAGACACGUUCAAGUCCAGCCGCCCCGCCGUCCUCGAGCUGGCCGCCCGCUACAAGAGCAUCGUCACUGAGCUGCAGCAGAAGCACACGCUGGCGGGCGCCCAGUCGGCCGCCGACCUCGAGGCCGCCGAGGAGCUCCUGUUCCGAGAAAUGUGCGAGAUCUGUCUCUGGGGCAACGCGACCGACCUCUCGCUGCUGACUAAUCUGUCGUACGAGGACAUCCAGCAGCUGCAGGGCAGCGCGGCGCGGAAGAACAGCGAGAAGAACAUCCUCGUCAACGACCUGGACAAGGCGUUCCAGACGCUCCGUGCCGCGCAGAAAGCCGGCACGAAAGACCGUCGUGUCGACAUUGUGCUCGACAACGCCGGCUUCGAGCUCUUCGUCGACCUGCUGCUGGCCGGCUACCUGGUCGCUGCGGGGCUCGCCACCGCCGUCGUCUUCCACCCAAAGUCCAUCCCGUGGUUCGUCAGCGACGUGCUGCCCGCCGACUUUGCCAAGCUGCUGUCCGCGCUCGCAGCGCCGCAGACCUUUUACAGCGCGCUGAGCGAGGCCGACAAGGCCGCCGGCAAGACGGCGCAGCCCCUCGCCCCCGCGGAGCACGACGCCCUGACCUUCCUGUUCCAGCACUGGACGAGCAUCUACGCCGAGGGCCAGCUGGUGCUGCGGCCAAACGGCUUCUGGACGACGGGUGGCAGCUACUGGCGGCUCCCCAAGGGUGCACCGGAGCUGUACGCCGACUUGAAGGAGAGCGAACUCGUCAUCUUCAAGGGCGAUCUCAACUACCGCAAACUCACUGCCGACGCCGCCUGGGAUCCCACGACGCCCUUCGCAGACGCCAUCGGGCCCCUGGGCCCCGGCUCCGGCGUCCGCGUCCUGGCCCUCCGGACGUGCAAGGCAGACGUCGUCGUCGGACUGCCGGCGGGCAGGGACGAGGAAUUGCGGCAGAUGGACGGCGGCAGCACGGAAGCGGGCGGCAGGAAGUGGGCGUGGAGUGGGAAGUGGGCUGUUGUGCAGUUCUCGGACGGCAAGGCAUAA
Messenger RNA from Didymella exigua CBS 183.55, 1446 nucleotides. RefSeq names its product DUF89-domain-containing protein. Gene Ontology annotation, cellular component: nucleus; cytoplasm. The record is from RefSeq and is a predicted model, not a curated record. The coding region runs from base 1 to 1446 and encodes 481 amino acids. Gene Ontology annotation, molecular function: phosphatase activity. Lineage: Eukaryota; Fungi; Ascomycota; Dothideomycetes; Pleosporales; Didymellaceae. Gene Ontology annotation, biological process: DNA damage response. The transcript has 3 exons.